AUGGCUUACUCGUAUGACAUUGAUGAAGCUCCUGUACCAAAAUUGCCAUCAAUUCAGCAUGAUGUUCAGAGGGGGAAGAUGUUUCUUAUGAAGCAUAGCAGCGAAUCUGGAGAUUGUCUAUACGAUCAUUUAUCAGAAUUGCUGGGGAAAAUUUUAUCAGAAAGGCCGAAGAAUGCAGUGGACCUAUUUGAGCGUUACAGUAAAGAAUUAAAAGAGGAGAGACUGAGAAUAAAAUCAAAUCUCCACGAUCUCUACCUUCCACCAGCCGAGUACAGCGAGGCGGAAAAGCUUAUUAAACUUUUCCAAAUAGUGAGGCAGGAGGAUGAGAAUCAUGUAAAUGAGGUGGACGAUGGGGAUGAGAGUGAGACCGAGAGAAUUCCACCCGAUUUGAUGGAUUUAUUUUAUUAUUUGGAGCAGAUUGAUGUUGGUUUUCCCAAGUCUGAAGUUGUUCUGCUGAAUUUGAGUAUUAGAAUGCUCAUGAGAGAACAUCCGAUCGUCAAUGUGAGAUUCUGGGGUAAAAUACUUGGAAAACCCCUCAAUUAUAAUGUAGUGGAGGCAGAAUUGACCCAAGAAGAGGUUUCACGUCGUCGUCUUCAAGUGAGCACUGGCAAUGAGGGUGAUGAGGAGGAGGUAAAGACUAUCAAUGAGAGAGAUGAAAGAGACGUUGAGGAUUCCGGUGCGAAUGUUAGUAGAGAGGAUUAUGGGGAUGAAAGGAGCACUUUAGAAUCCGCGUUUUCAGUGUUGGAGGGCAGUGACGAGAAGCUCUUCAUUCCGAGUGAAGUUAUUGGAACUGGAGUAAAUAAAAAAGUUUACUUCGUUUGUAACUCACCAGGAUACGAUUGCUGGGUGGAGCUACCCCCCGUUACACCGGAACAAAUUAUCAUCUCGAGAAAAAUUCUACGCCAUUUCACUGGGUGCCUAGAGACUCCCAUUCACACGUUUCCGGCAUUCCCCGGUAAUGAAAAGAAUUAUUUGAGGGCACAAAUUGCAAGAAUCACUGCAACCACUUCAGUCUCACCAAUUGGAUAUUUUACAUUUGGCAAGGGUGAAGAACAGAAUGGCGAGGAGGAGGAGGAGGAGGAGGAGGAGGAGGAUGAAAAUGGUGGAGACAUAUCAGUGAACUCUCAUUACGAUCCCCUCCCCACGAAAGAAUUGACAGAUCCAUCCCUAUCCAACUGGUGUCACCAUGUCGAUUACAUUCUCGAGCAGGGCCGAACUGUCUGGUGGAAUUCAGAGAGCGAAGAGCAGCCUGAGGAAGAAACAGAGGCGGAAGAGGAAGAAUCUGACGAAGAUGAAGACGAAGAGGGGGAAGGGGAAAACGAGGGGAAAGGGAUUAAAAAGGAAAUAGGUCCUUCCCUACUGACGCCUCUAUCCGAAGACAUUUUGAUUGACACAAUUCCACCUUGGACGGCUCGCUUGUCCUCAAAAAUCCAACAAGACACGGCCAUCGCUAUUGUGAGGUCCAACCUUUGGCCGGGAGCUGUUGGAUUUGCCAAGGACAAAAAAUUUGGGAAUUUUUACGUGGGGACUGGACAUAAAUUCGCAACUCGGAGUUACGCCCCUCCGGUGAUGCCAGCGGUGGAAGAGCAUUACAAGCUUGGCCCUGAGAUCAUGGAGAUGAUGGAGCCGAGCUUCGAGGCGGAAGAGGCUUAUCGGAUCGCCCACUUACCACCCACGAAAAUAUCUGAUGCGGAUGAACAGGAAGAGGAGGAGGAUGAUGAAGAGGGAGAGAAAGAACAAGAGGAGGAUGUGGACGAAGAUUCUUUAAAUAAUUAA
Messenger RNA from Diachasma alloeum, 1776 nucleotides. It is a transcript of the gene Rsph4a, whose product is annotated as radial spoke head protein 4 homolog A. Gene Ontology annotation, biological process: cilium assembly; axoneme assembly; cilium movement involved in cell motility. Gene Ontology annotation, cellular component: axoneme; radial spoke. Lineage: Eukaryota; Metazoa; Arthropoda; Insecta; Hymenoptera; Braconidae. Bases 1 to 1776 code for a protein of 591 amino acids. The record is from RefSeq and is a predicted model, not a curated record. The transcript is spliced from 11 exons.